Messenger RNA from Orbicella faveolata, 561 nucleotides. NCBI's taxonomy places the organism in Eukaryota, Metazoa, Cnidaria, Anthozoa, Scleractinia, Merulinidae. The record is from the annotation of a RefSeq genome assembly.
AUGGAAGCUCUUAUUUUUUGUUUUUUUUUAAGUACAAUUGUUUCCGGGAUAAUGGUUGUUUCUGCCUUAAACCCUGUGCUUUCUAUUUUUUGGCUGGUUCUUGUUUUUGUUAAUUCUGCGGUUUUUUUUCUUUGAUUAGAGGUCGACUUUCUUGCCUUAAUGUUUUUACUUGUUUAUGUGGGGGCUAUUGCUGUUUUGUUUUUGUUUGUAGUGAUGUUAUUAAAUUUAACAGACUACCCUCCUGUUUUUAGAGAAGAAGUUGAUAUGACAAACUAUAUGCCAGUCGGGUUUCUAAUUGGAGGUUUUUUUUUUUCAGAAAUUGCCUCCAGUUGAUCUAUUAUCUUUCCUCGAGUUGAAAGUUGAGAUUUGUCUUUUCCUUGGUUUCUUGUUUCUUAUCAUAAUAUUGAGGCAUUAGGGCAGGUUUUGUAUAUAUCUUGUUUUUGUUUGUUUUUUUUAGCAGGCUUUGCUUUAUUAGUUGCUAUGGUUGGUGUUAUUGUUUUAACUCAAGAAUUAGAACCUUUAACUAAAAAACAAGAUCUUUUUAUUCAAAUAAAUAGAUAA